Molecule: messenger RNA, 2787 nt
Organism: Chara braunii
Lineage: Eukaryota; Viridiplantae; Streptophyta; Charophyceae; Charales; Characeae
Source: the annotation of a GenBank genome assembly
UACGACACGCUCCUCAGUGACAUCCCGAUCGAACUUCUUCCAGGUUCUGCCCACCAUCAUGUCGUUACCACGAGUCCAAACAUCACUGACAACUGUAGACAUAGAGCCAUAAUGAAGCUUGGGCUCAAUCACGUUCCCUUGAAGGCCUUUGACAUUGAGGGAGCCCUCUACGAGCUGGGGCAGCUGCUCGAUAUGAUUGCGGACUGUGUUUACGACGUUGCACAACUCUGCGAUAGGAAGAAGAGACUGGUCAGAAAACCGGCACUUGACAAGGCAAGGAAGAAGAUGAGCAGCUACUGGAUAAAGCACAGACACUUCACUGCUGAGCCGAUCGACCAGGCCAAUAUGAGAAGGGAGAUAGAAUUCGUUACAAGGAGGCAUCUGGUCACUGCCACUGACAAAGCUGCUAAUACUCCUGCCUUCGUCUGCGUCAAUUUUAUCAGGGAAUUGGCAUUGAAAAGGUUGUCCAGUCCAGACUUCAUCUUGCAGCAUGAAGAACUGGGACUCAUUAUGGUGGCCAUGCAUGCAGAAAACGAGCACCUGACAGCACUACCUCGAGUCGGAGCUUCACUGCCUUAUCUCAUGGCGGUCUUCAAGGCACACAAGAGAUCAUUUCGAUGGAUCACGAACACCUCCAACUCCGCUGUCUCAUCCAUGGCCAAACUCUGCGCAUGCCUGCUCGCCUUCUUGGCCCCCUCCGUAAUAGAUUUCUGUGAAGAAGAAAGCAACUGGAUGGAGGACGAAUACGGUGUCAGGCCCAAUCUCUGGUGGCCCACUUCUUCUGUCGGAGAAUUUGCGGCUAGCCUCCCACCGAACGUCACAUCAGUUUUCUCUGCAGACAUCACCAGAUGCUUCGAGUUGAUCCCCACUGACACAUCGGAGCACAGCCUGGUAGCGGCGGUGAAAUUCUUCGUGGAGUCCGCCAUGAAGCACAGGCGUGAUAGGAGCCCAAGAGACUCUGUGAAGGUGACGUUAGCGCCUAGGUACGACACGCUCCUCAGUGACAUCCCGAUCGAACUUCUUCCAGGUUCUGCCCACCAUCAUGUCGUUACCACGAGUCCAAACAUCACUGACAACUGUAGACAUAGAGCCAUAAUGAAGCUUGGGCUCAAUCACGUUCCCUUGAAGGCCUUUGACAUUGAGGGAGCCCUCUACGAGCUGGGGCAGCUGCUCGAUAUGAUUGCGGACUGUGUUUACGACGUUGCACAACUCUGCGAUAGGAAGAAGAGACUGGUCAGAAAACCGGCACUUGACAAGGCAAGGAAGAAGAUGAGCAGCUACUGGAUAAAGCACAGACACUUCACUGCUGAGCCGAUCGACCAGGCCAAUAUGAGAAGGGAGAUAGAAUUCGUUACAAGGAGGCAUCUGGUCACUGCCACUGACAAAGCUGCUAAUACUCCUGCCUUCGUCUGCGUCAAUUUUAUCAGGGAAUUGGCAUUGAAAAGGUUGUCCAGUCCAGACUUCAUCUUGCAGCAUGAAGAACUGGGACUCAUUAUGGUGGCCAUGCAUGCAGAAAACGAGCACCUGACAGCACUACCUCGAGUCGGAGCUUCACUGCCUUAUCUCAUGGCGGUCUUCAAGGCACACAAGAGAUCAUUUCGAUGGAUCACGAACACCUCCAACUCCGCUGUCUCAUCCAUGGCCAAACUCUGCGCAUGCCUGCUCGCCUUCUUGGCCCCCUCCGUAAUAGAUUUCUGUGAAGAAGAAAGCAACUGGAUGGAGGACGAAUACGGUGUCAGGCCCAAUCUCUGGUGGCCCACUUCUUCUGUCGGAGAAUUUGCGGCUAGCCUCCCACCGAACGUCACAUCAGUUUUCUCUGCAGACAUCACCAGAUGCUUCGAGUUGAUCCCCACUGACACAUCGGAGCACGGCCUGGUAGCGGCGGUGAAAUUCUUCGUGGAGUCCGCCAUGAAGCACAGGCGUGACAAGAGCCCAAGAGACUCUGUGAAGGUGACGUUGUCCGAAAGCGUCAGGAUGAUUCCCUCAUGGGCAAGCAGGCACCUGUGUCUCACCGACGAGUCUAUGUUCUUUACUGAGAAGGAGAUCGUCCCGGUCACGGAAUGGUGUGUCUCGCACAGCCUUGUGCAACUAGGAGGAGAAGUUUGGAGACACUUGCUGGGAAUUCCGAUGGGUUUGGCCUGCUUCCCUUUAUGAUGUGAUGUAUACUUUUUCAAGUACGAGUACCAGGCGAUGAACAGGAUGCUACAGAAGGGGAUGGGAGAACUGGUUGCUGCUUUCAGUAACGCAUUCCGCUAUGUCGAUGAUGUCUGCUCUCUGAACAACCCCUUGGCCAAAACCUGCUUCAGAAAGGACUGUGACCGGGAUACGGACCCCAUGUGGAUCUACCCCGCAGAGUACAUUGAGGUGUGUGGUGUCCAGGGAAUUUCUGGCCUAGCAGGGUUUGUUGUCGGCUGUGACAACAGGCCCACCUAGGCCUGAGCAAUCCCCUCAAAGGGAUAGCGGGUGGGUUACACACACACACACACACACACACACACACACACACACACACACACACACACACACACACACACACACACACACAUAUCCAAGUGUAUGGAUGAGUCCAGGAAUCAGGAAGAAAGCCCAGGCAAGUUAAUCGUCCAAGGUAAGGAUGACCAAGACAGCAAGGUUAAUCACACACGCACGCAUCCCCCCCCCCCUCCCCUCCCGUGGUGGCACCCUUUGUGGUCCCGAAAUGUCUAUGCACGCAUGGAGGGUACGUAUGAAUCAGCAGCAACUAGACUAGCGGGAAGGCGAUUCUGUACAUUAGCAUUCAUAGGAUAG